Trematosphaeria pertusa is the source of this 2149-nucleotide messenger RNA. RefSeq lists its product as uncharacterized. Lineage: Eukaryota; Fungi; Ascomycota; Dothideomycetes; Pleosporales; Trematosphaeriaceae. The record is from RefSeq and is a predicted model, not a curated record. The transcript is spliced from 4 exons. Bases 162 to 1865 code for a protein of 567 amino acids.
CUGAAGUCAACGCGAAAGGAAUGCGUAUUGCGCUUCGCGCAUCCCCUUUUGCGUCUUCACGCAGUCGCACAGCUCAUCGCUUCUCAGCAGCUUAUCUGCAUGAAGCUCUGGCGUCCUUCAGGCCUCCCGCGAAGCACGCCGGGCUAUCACGCACCUAAAGCAUGCAUAGAGCAGUAGAGGACACUCUGAGUGAGGAGUGGUGUGGCGGUGGGCAUGUGGGAUGGAGUGCACCAUCAAAGCUAGCCGGCAACGAUGGGAAUGCACGUCAGCCACCUAUAAUACAUACACUCAAUGUUCAACCUACUCAAACACAAACACAAAUCCAACUUCAAACUCAAACUAUACCACAGCACGAGCAGGCCUCGCGCCCCAACCUUCGCAAGCGAACAAGCGACACAAACUCCAAUAACGGUCGGAAACGGCCGCGGACUGGGCUGGAACCUGGCGCCGCCGUCGACGACCGGCCAAGAGUAGCAUGUCCCUUCUACUUGAAGGAUCCGACUGCGUAUUCGCAGCAAGCCGCCUGCCAUGGAAAAGGCUUUGCUGAGCCUGGGAAGCUCAAGGACCACCUCAAAGCCAAACCGCACUCCCUCUCCAAAGACACACUCGCGAAGCUCAAAUUCAAAUCCGCCGAAUUCAAAAGCCUCGGAACCAUAGAUGCCAAAUGGAAGCGCGUCUUCCACAUCCUCUUCCCUACCGUCCCCAAAGACCGCAUCCCCUGCCCGCUCAUAAAACACGAUCGGGAGCUGCCGCCGCUGAACGCGCAAGAAGAUCUGCAGAAGCUGUGCGCAGCGCUCAAACGCCAGGUCUUCGACCGCUUUAGCGUCGAUCUUGCGGUCCACGUGCCGGACCUCUGGAACGAGUUCGAGCCCUUGUUCGAUGCGGCGGUGGAGGGCGCGCAGGGAAAGGAAAACCCGCCGACUCCUGAGAGCUCAGAUGCUGUCCCGGUGCAGAACGAGAGUGCGAUGCUUCGGAGCCUGGAAUGGGUUCAAGAUCUGCCCAGUUCUCCACCGGGUCUACAGAUACUUCACGGCUUUUCGACCACUCUCGAUCAGCCCCAACAGAGUUCCUUUCGCCCUGGACACACGGCUUAUGGAGCGCACGUCGCUAACGGCAUCAGCGAAAUAGGACCACUUUCUCAGUCUCACUUUCCCGUAGACUACGGUUCCUCAUAUUGCGCCACGUACUACGGAGACUGCAUCCCACUCCACAGUUUGCCCAACCCCAGCGAAGACGCGCCCGUAUCCCAAGAAUCCCGCCGCCCUUCCUCCAUGGACUACGAACCCACGGACCAGUCCUCCGAGCAUUCUUCCCAAGACGCUACAUCCCCGUGCCAGACAACCUUGAUAAAAGCCGAGCCCGAAGACACGUCGCCCCCAGUCGGGUAUGAGUUUUGGCGUAACCGCGAGCUCAUGAAUGAUUGCCGUUGGCACAGGCACAUCACCAGGGAUGCUAAACCCGUCAUCCGCCAGGACUCUUCCAACGCCGCUGGCAGGCGUGCUUCCGGGCAACACGGCAAGGGGAUCGUUUGUCGAGUGGACCAUGCUGAGAAUCGGCUCUGUAUGCCUAAGAUCGAGGAUGACUCCUCGUCCUGCUCCUCACCUUCGUUCGCUGCAAAUGAGAACGAGAACCACAACCACGCCGGACAGACGGAAACCUACGACUCAUCUAUAGCCUCCGCUGGAUCAAGUGCGUCUCCAUCCCUCUCUUCCUCCUGGGACGAAGAAUGCAUCGACUACAACGACUCCUCAUCCCUACAGAUCAGCGACGAGAAGCAAGCGGUAGAAGUGUUUAGUUCCGAAGCAGUGGCAGACGCUAUGCCGCGAAAUGUGCAGUCUUUUCCUUUUCGGCGCGAUACCCUUUAAACCCCGCCUUAGAAUACCUAGGUAGGGUAUUCUUUUUCUCUAAUUUCGGGACACCUUUCUAGUAGAAGGUUCUGUACUAGGCUUUUAUUUACGUAAGGACUUUCUAUUUUAGGAGUAUAUAGAGAGGCGUAUAUAUAGAAGUAGUUUUCUUUCACGUGUUUAUAGCAGAAUGCUUACGUAAACUUCGUAUUAUGCUUUUUUAGUAUCUCGCACUAAGAACUAGUAGAUAAACUACCUAUUAGCUACUGGUAUUAACGGUAUUACGAAUACACAACUCUUAUCUA